GACCAUCUUCUCGGAGUCAAACGCUCAAACUAUUGUGCUUCGAUUACUUGUACAUUUAAGCCGCCCAAGGCCCUUCAUCUUCCCGACGGUUCGAGAAACCACGAUGUUUCUGUAGACAGAAAAACCCUAAGAAUUUCUCGAAAUUUAAAUACCAGAAUAUUAGCAGAACGAUUCUUAGUUUUUGUUGGUUAGGGGUCGAUUUGAGAGCAUCAAUCGUAAAAAACAAGUUGCGAUGGGGAUCAUAAGAAGCAGUUUCUCGUUUAUAGUAGGGACGGUGUCUGGGAUUUACAUUGCUCAAAACUAUAAAGUUCCGAACAUCAAGAAGCUCGCUAACGACGCGAUUAUCAUGGCCAAGCGCACUGAAGAGACGUAUCGUAAGCCCAAGAAGAGAGACAAAGAAGAUUAGUUGCUGCUUAACGACGCCGUUUUGUCAACCAAGAAAGCUCUAAUGGCCUGAUGGAACAUUGUCAGUGUUGAAGCACACAUCGACAGACUUCUUUUGAAGAAGCCACAUUUCUCGUUGCUUUUAAGCCAUGUAUUGUAUUCUUGGGUAUCUAUCAGUGGAGAAAGUGUAAAUGUAUAUACAAGUAGUUGCUAUACCAUCUUCACUAAUUCAAAUAUCCGAAUGUAUUUUCUUCAAUCAUUUGCUGUGCUAUAGUCUUAAAUAUCAAUUCAUGUAGCAGUAGUGCCCAUACCUAAUCCCAUUGCACCCAACAACCUGUUGUUAUUGUGUUUCUAAAUUCAUUGAUGUAGUUUUUAUAUCGCGGGCCAUAGCACUAUUUUUACAUUUGGGUUAAGGUCUCUAUGUUCUAUUCAUCAUGACCAAUGUGAUUCAGAAAAUAGCUGAUUCCCGAAAGGCAUUAUUGUUUACAAAACCCAGUUUCAUGUGAAGGAUGUAUGCUUAAAAAAUGAACAAAUACCUGGCAUAACCCCUUUCCGUAAGUUGAUUUGAUCGAUGGAAUUUGGGGACCUCAAUUACCAAUUAUAAGGAUCAUACUAUGUAUGUUGGAUCUCUGGCAUGCAGAAACUCCAAUAUCUCUGUUUGAAAUAAAAAAACUGGUAUAACACUCUUAAAUUGAUUGAUGGAUUUUGUUUCAUCCUUAAUUACACAUAGGUGGCUAGGAGAGUACAUAACUGAGGUAUUAAGCUUGUAUUUUAUGAAUUUCAUCCCACUUCUAAGCUUUUAUGUGAAAGGAGUUUCUCUUUCUUUAGACUCAUUCACUUUAUCUCAUGUUUCAUGGUAAGCCUCUGACUUAUAAACAUAUUUGUCUUUACGUAUCUGGUUCAAUAGAAAUCAAGUUGUUUACUUCCCAUUUUAUGCUGGGUUGAAAAUCUAAAGUAUUGUAACCUGUUU
Messenger RNA from Pistacia vera, 1354 nucleotides. RefSeq lists its product as uncharacterized. The transcript has 2 exons. The record is from RefSeq and is a predicted model, not a curated record. Bases 233 to 406 code for a protein of 57 amino acids. Lineage: Eukaryota; Viridiplantae; Streptophyta; Magnoliopsida; Sapindales; Anacardiaceae.